CUGGUGGGGCGGCGGGGGAGGGGAAGGGUGCGGAGCCUUUGGUGGGCUUGAGCCGUAGCCCCGCUAGCGGGUCAGUUUCCGGCCAAGGCAUCAGGUCAGUCCCGAGAAGGGCGGGCGCCAGAGCAGAGGGAGUCAGCGGCGAAGCUCUCCUCUCGUCCAGCGUUCCCCGGCGCCACCGCCACCGCCACCGCCGUGUCGCCACCGCCGCUGCAGAGUGUCGCUUCUCCGCCGCGCUCCCGCUCCCCGCGCCGCCAGCCGCCUGGGAGCCCGAGCGCCGAGCCCCGGGCGGAGAAGAGGGGCGCGGGCGCGAGAGCCGCGGCGAGGGAGCCGCGAAGGGGGAAGGCGGGGCGGGCGGAGGGAGGAGCAGGGAGAGAGGGAGAAGGGGAAGGGAGGGAGGAGAGCGAGGGAGAGCUGGAGAGAGCGAGAGCAAAGAGCGAGAGCCAGGGAGAGGAGAGGGAGGGAGACGAGAGAAAGACACACGCACGCAGAUAUACACGGUCACUGGAAUUCCAUUAGAAAAAAGUGAGACGAGCAAGGGUUAGCGGGAGAAGAUUUUUUUUUGUUUGAAUCUUUUCUUCGUCUUGGUGCGAAAGAAGCGACUCCGGGCUCUCGUCCUCGAAGCUCCCACCGGAUUGUUCCUUGGCGCUAACACCCGUCGGUGGAUUUCUCUAUUUGCAUUUUAUUCUGACCCCCACCCUUGCUGCUUCCUUCCAGCCCUUCACUCUCAAAUCGCCUCUCCCCCACCUCCCCAGUCCGCUCCUGGGAAGCGCAGGGGAAUUGGACCCGCGGAGACUCGCGCCUUCCCGGAGCAGCGGAGGGGAGGACAGAGCGACGACCGGGCUCUCGGCUUGUAAAGCAGAUAUAUCCUCACAUACGUGUAUAUUUCAUUUUAGUGGGCAAGAAGGGCGUCGAGAGGCAGCCCACCGCCCUCCUUACCCCCCACCCCAGAGGCGAGAAUCGCAGGACUCGGGAUCUUCAUCGGGUGGACUAGCUUGGGAUCUCCGCAUUGGAUUUGGGGCUGAUUAUCACUGCUUGGCUAUUAUUAUUGUUGUUGUUAUUAUUAUUUUUUACCCAAGGGAGAAAGAAAAAAAAAACACAAAAAACUGUGGGAUUUAUUUAACAUGAUCUUGGCAAACGUCUUCUGCCUCCUCUUCUUUUUAGACGAGACCCUCCGCUCUUUGGCCAGCCCUUCCUCCCUGCAGGGCCCCGAGCUCCACGGCUGGCGCCCCCCAGUGGACUGCGUCCGGGCCAAUGAGCUGUGCGCCGCGGAAUCCAACUGCAGCUCCCGCUACCGCACGCUGCGGCAGUGCCUGGCGGGCCGGGACCGCAACACCAUGCUGGCCAACAAGGAGUGCCAGGCGGCCCUGGAGGUCCUGCAGGAGAGCCCUCUCUACGACUGCCGCUGCAAGCGGGGCAUGAAGAGGGAGCUGCAGUGCUUGCAGAUCUACUGGAGUAUCCACCUGGGGCUGACCGAGGGUGAGGAGUUCUAUGAAGCCUCACCCUAUGAGCCGGUGACCUCCCGCCUCUCGGAUAUCUUCAGGCUUGCUUCAAUCUUCUCAGGGACAGGGGCAGACCCGGUGGCCAGUGCCAAGAGCAACCACUGCCUGGAUGCCGCUAAGGCCUGCAACCUGAACGACAACUGCAAGAAGCUGCGCUCCUCCUACAUCUCCAUCUGCAACCGGGAGAUCUCUCCCGCGGAGCGCUGCAACCGCCGCAAGUGCCACAAGGCCCUGCGCCAGUUCUUCGACCGCGUGCCGGGCGAGUACACCUACCGCAUGCUCUUCUGCUCCUGCCGAGACCGGGCGUGCGCCGAGCGCCGCCGGCAGACCAUCCUGCCCAGCUGCUCCUACGAGGACAAGGAGAAGCCCAACUGCCUGGAUCUCCGCGGCGUGUGCCGCACCGACCACCUGUGCCGGUCCCGGCUGGCAGACUUCCACGCCAAUUGUCGUGCCUCCUACCAGACGCUCACCAGCUGCCCUGCCGACAAUUACCAGGCGUGUCUGGGCUCCUACGCUGGCAUGAUUGGGUUUGAUAUGACACCCAACUACGUGGACUCCAACCCCACUGGCAUCGUGGUGUCCCCCUGGUGCAGUUGUCGUGGGAGUGGGAACAUGGAGGAGGAGUGUGAGAAGUUCCUGAGGGACUUCACCGAGAACCCGUGCCUCCGGAAUGCCAUCCAGGCCUUUGGCAACGGCACGGAUGUGAACCUCUCCCCUAAAAGCCCCUCAUUCCAGGCCACGCAGGCCCCUCGGGUGGAGAAAACACCUUCUUUGCCAGAUGACCUCAGUGAUAGCACCAGCCUGGGGACCAGCGUCAUCACCACCUGCACAUCUGUCCAGGAACAGGGGCUAAAACCCAAUAACUCCAAAGAGUUAAGCAUGUGCUUCACAGAGCUCACGACCAAUAUCAUCCCAGGGAGUAACAAGGUGAUCAAACCUAACUCAGGCCCCCGCAGAGCCAGACCGUCGGCUGCCUUGACCGCUGUCUCCUUCCUGAUGCUGAAGCUGGCCUUGUAGGCUCUGGGACCCAUGUCGGGGGAUUUCCGGAAACUACGCAGAUGAGAACACCUGCCUGGCAACAUGGAAACACACACACACACACACACACACACACACACACACACACACACACAUCUUGCAAAAAAAAAUUUUCCCCACCUUGUCUCUGAACCUGUCUCCUCCCAGAUUUCUUCUCUGGAGAAGUUUUUCUAAACCAAACAGACAAGUAGGCGGGCAGCCUGAGAGCUGGCCCAGAGGUCCCUCGGCAAGGGAAACCCAGUGCUGAGGAGGGUGCAAGGGUCUAGAAAUGCCCUUCGUUUUCUCCCGGUGUUUUCUUCUCUGGACCUCGCUGACAUAAAAGACCAAGACGACACCCCUGUGGCCUGAGGGACUGGAACUGUGCUGAUGUGAACUGGGGCCAGGGAUCCCCACUGGCGGUUUGGCAGAGGGCAUCGGGCAGCAAAGCAGCCAGGCUGGCUGCUGGGGGUCCAGCUGGGCACCUCAGCACCUCCACUCGGUUUCGAGCAUGGAGUUUGUUUUGUGCUCUCUGUCUGCAUCUGAACUGAGAACCCCCAGUGAUGCCUGUGGAGGGUGUGGUACCAGGCCCUCUGACUGUGGCAUGGAGGGAGUACUGGGGCCAGCUCCAGGGAGAUUGGGAGCUCAGCCCUCUGGGGACAUCCCCUUGGGCAGAGGGAGCAAAGCUUGGGCACCAGCUCAAGGCUGCUGCUUCCUGCUUGGUGGCAGGAAUUUUGAAAUCAAAGAGAAAUGAUCCGUCAUUGGCUCUUUUGGUUUCUUGGUGGGUCUCCCACCAGGGAGAGGGGCAGAGAAGAACAUGGCGGGACACCUGCUGGCACUGUGCUUCACUGGCCGCAGCUCUCUCCUCCUCUCGCCCCCCUGUUCCUCUUUUCCACAUUCUCUCCUCAUUUCCCAGACAAGCGCCAACUGUAUGUACAUAACACGACUCCUUUCUCAACAUAUAUGUAUAUAUAGAUCCAUAUACAUAUAUUGUGUGGUUUCCCCUUUUUUCCUUUUUUUAAGAAACAAAACUAUUGAAAUAAUACCCCAACAGAUGAGCGAAAAUGUAUUAUUGUAAAGUUUAUUUUUUUUAACAAUGUUGUCUAUAAUGGGAAAAAAAGGAGAUUGACUCCCUGUGUCUCUGCCUCUGUCAGGCUGACUGGGCUGUGGAAGGGGGUUCCUGAUCCGUAUUCAUACUUAGCCAAGGCUCCAAUAAACAUACUAGGAAGCAAUUUGCCUUCUGCCUCCCUCCGGUGUGCCUUCUCCUGCUGUUUUUUCCUUGGCACAGUGCUGCCUCUUGGCUGCUUACCUGGGGUCCUGGUGGGCCUUGGAGAAUGUGUGUGUGUGUGUGUGUGGGGCAUGCACGUAUGUGCACAUGUGUCUCCAUCUGUUAUGUGUCUUUGAUGUGGGUGAUGGAGCUCCUUUAGGAGGUGGUUUUACACUUGGUGGGUCUCUGCGUCCCGGCUAUGCUCAGCCUUCUGGGCCCUUCUUCACCCAUCCUCCUCUACCUUCCCUUACCUAUCAGUGCCAGUGCCUGUUGGUCCCCACCUUGAAGAGAAAGAAAGUAACUGUGGGGACCUGGAGGGGCAGGAGACAAGUUGAUCUUGACACCUCGGGUAUAUUUUUGUUUUAAGGUUGUCUGUGUGGUCCUAUUAAGUGGCCCAUUGGUCUUGUGUGGCAUGAGGUGAUAUCUUCUCACUGGGACUCCUGGUUUAUUUAAGGUAUGUGAUUAUGAAGGCAGGGAUCUGGUCUUCUGGGUCCUACUAGAGAAGGAAGAUGACCAUGAUCCAUCCCUUCUUCUCUUUUUCUCCAUUUACCACCCGGGCUCCACCUGGACCCUGGGCCUGCCGUAUUCCCUGGGGAGAUUCUCCCUGGAGAAGGCUAGGAGGAUGGCUGCUGGCCGAGUGUGUGUACGUGCACCCACGUGCAGGCUUGUGAGUGUUCAUAUGCAUGUAUGAGUGUGUGCACAUGGCAAGAUGAAGGAGGAAGACUGUCAUGUGAGGGGGUGCUCCCACUGUCAGGGCUGCACGUGAUCCCAUCCUGUCGCCAUUGGGAGAUGAGUUGCUGUUUUCUGCUCUCCCCAAAUGGCUCUUGUUUCCAGUUGCUGAAAUGUCGGCAACAUUGGCCUAUGGUGGUGAGUAGUGUGGUGUACAGGUUCCAGCCUGUGCAUGGAGCGCCAGUGGGCCAGUGAACUGUCUUCCCUAGCCACCACUGGUGUUACUGUGUGUGGAGGUGGCUGUGGAGUUUACUUGGGAAUCCAUGUUCUUUGUGAACAGCAAAGACUGGCUAACUUAAAAGGCUUUGGGGGGAAAAGGCUCAGAAUCAGUGGAAGGUGGGGGGACCAGGGGAGGGUACAGUGGGAACCAAAGGACAUCUGAAGGGGCAGAAGGCAUGAUCUACAGGGUCAGCAUGCUGCUGUCUCUGUGAUGAAUGACCACCAACUUGUCCAACCGGUUUACUGGGGCCUUGUGCCUACCUCCUGCCAUACUUUUGUGAGAGAGGAGAAUAUCUCACAUCUGGUAUUCCUAAUGUGAUAUAAACCCUUGGCUUGCAUAAUGAGGGAGAGAAGAUUUCCCGAAAGGAACUGGAGGUGCCAGAAUAGAUGCAGGGCAGCUUUACUCUGCCUUAAAACCUCUCCCUGUCUAGGUAUCACAUAGCUGAAAUUUUACCAUGAAAUAUUCAUUCCUUUGGUUGAGAUGAUUCCUGUUCCCUGUGAUUCUCUCAAAAUGUGUAAAUAAAAGUGGGAAGAAUAAAAUGUCACUAUCUUAAUGCUAAUUAGUUUAAUAGUUUGAAUGAAUCUUAGUAACAUUAAGACAUUUGGACCUAAACACUGAGAUUGGGCAUGGGGGACAGAUAAGUGAAGAGGGGCAGGAAUGGAAUCAGGAGAAGAUUGGUAAGGACUCCAGAGAUAGAGCUAAAAUUGUUUUAGUGUUCUUUU
Molecule: messenger RNA, 5451 nt
Organism: Panthera uncia (snow leopard)
Lineage: Eukaryota; Metazoa; Chordata; Mammalia; Carnivora; Felidae
Gene: GFRA2
Product: GDNF family receptor alpha 2
Exons: 9
Coding region: 1122-2516 (464 amino acids)
Biological process (GO): nervous system development
Cellular component (GO): external side of plasma membrane; signaling receptor complex
Molecular function (GO): signaling receptor activity
Source: RefSeq, a predicted model, not a curated record